Molecule: messenger RNA, 948 nt
Organism: Penicillium nucicola
Lineage: Eukaryota; Fungi; Ascomycota; Eurotiomycetes; Eurotiales; Aspergillaceae
Product: esterase/lipase family protein
Exons: 2
Coding region: 1-948 (315 amino acids)
Source: RefSeq, a predicted model, not a curated record
AUGAAAAUACUCUCCGAUCCACCCAAUGCCGAGCUAGACAUCAUCUUUGUCCACGGCUUGACCGGCAACCGGGAGAAAACAUGGACGCAUAAAAAAGGGGUUUUCUGGCCGCAGGACCUUCUGGCCAAAGACUUUCCUACAGUCCGCAUCAUGACCUUUGGAUAUGAGGUUGAUAUCGCUACCCUCUUUACAAUUGCAUCCUCGAAUCGAGUAUAUGACCACGGUCAGUCCCUGGCCUAUGCGCUAGUUAGUGAACGAGAUGGCUGCUCGGCAAGACCUAUUCUAUUGAUUGCCCAUGGUCUGGGCGGGCUUGUAUGCCAGCAAGCACUGAUACGCAGUACUCAGGUGGAUGGACUCUGGCAAAUCUCUUCUUGGGCGGUUGGGAUUAUCUUUAUAGGAACUCCACACUCUGGUUCAUCGUUGGCUUGUCAUGGUGAGCGGCUCGCGAGAUAUCUCAGUCCUGUCCAGACUGCAGAAAUGAGAACUGCAGGAACUAAACCAGGGCCGAAUGACCUGCAAAGAAUUGGCAAUCAGUUUCAGGAUAUGCUGCGGGGAGGAGAUAUCUCUUUGAAGGUCUUCUGUUUCUAUGAGACCAAGCAAAUGAACGAUCUAGUGGGCAAGAUUGUUGAAGAGAGCUCUGCGGUUCUGAGUGACUUCAAGAGUUGCAGAGUUGAUGCCAAUCAUUUCAAUGUGGCCAAAUUCAGCGGUCGAUUGGAUGCGGGAUAUGAACACCUUCGCACUCUUGUUGCUAGUUUGAUUGAGACUUCACAGAAGGACGAGGCUGCUUUUGUCGAAUCUUCAAAUCAAGCGUUUGUGGCUUCUUUUUCUAUGAGUCUUUCUUGUUCGACAGCUCCUUCGCCGACAAACUACACUUUGGAUGGCCACACCUACCUCAAUUCUUUUCAAGACGUGGACUUGAUUGACCUUUCAACGUUUACCUUUACUUGA